Molecule: messenger RNA, 27495 nt
Organism: Loxodonta africana (African savanna elephant)
Lineage: Eukaryota; Metazoa; Chordata; Mammalia; Proboscidea; Elephantidae
Gene: SYNE1
Product: spectrin repeat containing nuclear envelope protein 1
Exons: 145
Coding region: 381-26816 (8811 amino acids)
Biological process (GO): nuclear migration; nucleus organization; cytoskeleton organization
Cellular component (GO): perinuclear region of cytoplasm; nuclear envelope; membrane
Molecular function (GO): kinesin binding
Source: RefSeq, a predicted model, not a curated record
CCCAGCCUUUCAAGAUAGGCUCUGCUCAGGCUCCGGCCAGUGGAAACCGGAGGCAAAAGUUCGCGGCUGGUGCAGCUCACCUCAUCCAGGAGCCGGAGGCAGCAGGUCCCAGGGCUCCAGCACCUUUUUUCCCGCCCCGACCCCCGGAAAGGCUCGCCCAGAGGGUCUUUUGGUUCACUAAGAGCACCACCUUAAAAGAAAAAGAAGAACUGCUUCAGCCUUCUGUAGUGCUGUGUCCUCACCGGCUGCUGCAAUUGCCUGGGCUCAUUUGUCAUCUGAUAGAUCUAGAAAAUUUCAAGUAUGUUUUCUAGAGUAGGAUAGUCCUGCUCUGCCCCAGGUGAAGAUUCUUCUGGUGUUGGUUUCCUGUCACCAGAGGGACCAUGGCAACCUCCAGAACAGUCUCACGGUCCCCUCGGGACAUUGCCAAUGUGAUGCAAAGACUGCAAGAUGAGCAAGAGAUAGUACAAAAACGCACUUUCACAAAAUGGAUCAACUCUCAUCUCGCCAAGCGGAAACCCCCGAUGCUGGUAGAUGAUCUUUUUGAAGACAUGAAAGAUGGUGUGAAGCUGCUUGCUCUCCUGGAGGUCCUUUCUGGGGAGAAACUGCCUUGUGAACAAGGACGCCGUAUGAAGCGAAUCCACGCUGUGGCAAACAUUGGCACAGCUCUCAAGUUCCUUGAAGGAAGGAAGAUUAAAUUAGUCAACAUUAACUCCACUGAUAUAGCUGAUGGCCGACCCUCCAUAAUUCUUGGAUUGAUAUGGACCAUUAUUCUCUAUUUCCAGAUUGAAGAGCUGACCAGCAACCUCCCGCAGCUGGAGUCUUUGUCCAGUAGCACGUCCUCUGUGGAUAGCACCCUCAGCGCAGAGACCGCCAGCCCUCCCAGUAAACGGAAGGUGGCCACCAAGGUCCAGGGAAACGCUAAGAAGGCUUUACUAAACUGGGUUCAGUACACAGUAACCAAGCAGGCUGGAAUAGAAGUAAAAGACUUUGGACGGAGUUGGAGAAGUGGAGUUGCCUUUCAUUCAGUUAUCCAUGCUAUUCGACCAGAACUAGUGGACUUGGAGAAAGUGAAAGGAAGACCUAAUAGGGAAAACCUGGAAGAGGCUUUCACUAUUGCCGAAACGGAACUGGGGAUCCCAAGACUACUAGAUCCCGAAGAUGUCGAUGUGGAUAAACCAGAUGAGAAGUCCAUAAUGACCUACGUAGCCCAGUUUCUGAAACAUUACCCUGAUGUCCACGAUACUGGUAUUGAGGGGCAAGAGAAUGAUAGAGAAGACAGGCUAAUUUUAAAGGAGAUGAAAGUUUGGAUAGAACAAUUUGAAAGAGAUUUGACAAGGGCACAGAUGACAGAAUCAAGUUUGCAGGAUAAAUAUCAGUCAUUUAAGCACUUCAGAGUUCAGUAUGAAAUAAAGAGGAAACAGAUUGAACAUUUAAUACAGCCAUUACAUAGAGACGGCAAAUUGUCACUUGACCAAGCAUUGGUAAAACAAGCCUGGGAUAGAGUGUCCUCCAGGCUCUUUGAUUGGCACAUACAGCUUGAUAAGUCUCUGCCUGCGCCUCUGGGCACCAUAGGUGCCUGGCUGUACAGGGCCGAGGUGGCGCUGAGAGAGGAAAUAACCAUUCAGCAGGUCCACGAGGAAACGGCAAACACCAUACAGCGGAAACUUGAGCAACACAAGGAGCUGCUUCAAAACACAGAUGCCCACAAAAGAGCGUUCCAUGAAAUCUACCGGACCAGGUCUGUUAACGGGAUCCCUGUACCCCCUGAUCAAUUAGAAGACAUGGCUGAGAGGUUUCAUUUUGUUUCCUCCACAUCAGAGCUGCACUUGAUGAAAAUGGAAUUUCUAGAAUUAAAGUACCGUCUGCUCUCACUGCUAGUUCUUGCAGAGUCAAAGCUGAAGUCUUGGAUCAUCAAGUAUGGGAGAAGGGAAUCCGUGGAGCAGCUGCUACAGAAUUACAUUUCUUUUAUAGAAAAUAGCAAAUUCUUUGAACAGUAUGAAGUGACAUACCAGAUCUUGAAGCAGACAGCUGAGAUGUACGUCAAAGCAGACGGUUCAGUGGAGGAAGCAGAGAAUGUCAUGAAAUUCAUGAAUGAAACCACAGCUCAGUGGAGGAACCUGUCUGUAGAAGUGAGAAGCGUGAGGAGUAUGCUGGAGGAAGUCAUUUCUAACUGGGAUCGGUAUGGUAACACUGUGGCUAGUCUUCAAGCUUGGCUAGAGGAUGCCGAAAAAAUGCUAAACCAAACAGAGCAUGCCAAAAAGGAUUUUUUUCGAAAUUUGCCUCAUUGGAUUCAGCAGCACACUGCCAUGAAUGAUGCUGGCAAUUUUCUAAUUGAAACAUGUGAUGAGAUGGUUUCCCUGGAUCUUAAGCAGCAAUUACUGUUGCUAAAUGGGCGAUGGAGGGAGUUAUUUAUGGAAGUCAAACAAUACGCCCGCGCUGAUGAGACGGACAGAAUGAAGAAAGAAUAUGCGGAUUGUGUGAAGACGCUGUCUGCUUUUGCAACUGAAGCCCAGAGGAAAUUUUCUGAACCCUUGCAAGUCUCCUUUAUUAAUGUCAAGUUAUUAAUUCAAGAUUUGGAGGACAUCCAGCAAAGGGUGCCAGUGAUGGACGCUCAGUACAAGGUGAUUACAAAGACCGCUCACCUCAUCGCAAAAGAAAGUCCUCAAGAAGAAGCUAACGAGAUGUUCGCGACCAUGUCUGGGCUCAGGGAGCAGCUAGCCAAGGUCAAAGAAUGUUCCUCCUCACUUCUUUAUGAGUCCCAGCAGCUGUUGAUUCCGUUAGAAGACUUAGAAACGCAGAUGACGAGCUUUUAUGACUCACUUGGAAAAAUCAAUGAAACUAUGACAGUUCUUGAGCGUGAGGCACAAUCUAGUGCUCUUUUUAAGCAAAAACAUCAGGAACUGUUAGCUUGCCAAGAAAGCUGCAAGAAAACCUUGACACUAAUUGAGAAAGGUAGUCAAGGUGUUCAGAAGUUUGUGACCUCGAGCAACGUGUUGAGGCAUUUUGAUCAGACGAUGCUACAAAGACAGAUUGCCGAUGUUCACGUGGCUUUUCAGAAUAUGGUAAAGAAAACGGGAGAUUGGAAGAAACACGUGGAAACCAAUAGUCGCUUGAUGAAGAAAUUUGAGGAGUCUCGAGCAGAGUUGGAGAAGGUGCUGCGGAUUGCUCAGGAGGGCCUGGAGGAAAAGGGGGAUCCGGAAGACCUCCUAAGGAGACACACUGAGUUUUUCAGUCAGCUGGAUCAGAGGGUGCUCAAUGCUUUCCUAAAAGCUUGUGAUGAGCUCACAGACAUCCUCCCCGAGCAGGAGCAGCAGGGCCUGCAGGAAGCUGUUAGAAAGCUCCAUAAACAAUGGAAGGAUCUUCAAGCAGAAGCCCCAUAUCAUUUGCUUCAUCUGAAGAUUGAUGUGGAGAAAAAGAGAUUCUUGGCUUCUGUGGAAGAAUGCAGAACUGAGCUGGAUCGAGAGACCAAGCUGGUGCCCCAGGAAGGCAGUGAGAAGAUGAUUAAAGAGCAUAGGAUUUUCUUCAGUGACAAAGGCCCUCAUCAUCUCGGUGAGAAAAGGUUACAGCUCAUUGAAGAACUGUGUCUGAAGCUGCCCGCACGGGACCCAGGGAGGAACACGCCCGAGACGUGCCACACAGCACUCAGAGAGCUGAGAGCGGCCAUCAACAGCACCUACGAGAAGCUCAUGGAGAACCCAGACAAAUGGAAGGAUUACACCAGCAGAUUUUCUGCGUUUUCCUCUUGGAUAGCUGCAAAGGAGACCCAGUUGAAGGAGAUUAAGGAUGGGCCCAUCGAUACUGCCAACCAUGGAGAGGUCAAACGCGUUGUAGAGGAGAUCAGAAGUGGUGUUACGGAAAAAGGAGAGACUCUUAGCUGGCUGAAAUCCAGGCUUAAAAUUUUAAUUGAAGUUUCUUCUGAGAAGGAAGCCCAAAAGCAAGGAGAUGAGCUGGCUAAAUUAUCUAAUGGCUUCAAGGCUCUGGUAGCUUUGUUGUCAGAGGUUGAAAAGAUGUUAAACAACUUUGGAGACUGUGUCCAGUACAAAGAAAUAGUAAAAAGUUCCCUUGAAGAUUUAAUUUCUGGCUCUAAAGAAGUCCAGGAAGAAGCUGAGAAGAUCUUGAACACUGAAAGUCUGUUUGAAGCCCAGCAGUUACUCCUUCAUCACCAGCAAAAGACAAAGCGGAUCUCUGCAAAGAAGAGAGAGGUGCAGCAGCAGCUUGGGCAGGCACGGCAAGGAGAAGGGGGGCUGCGGGGCCGAGUGCAGGAGGAGCUGCAGCAGCUGCAGGGCACCCUGGACAGCGUGGAGCACAGCCGGGAGAAGCAGGAGCGCCGCAUCCAGGUUACAUUAAGAAAAUGGGAGCGAUUUGAAACAAACAAAGAGACGGUAGUCAGAUACCUUUUCCAAACAGGUUCCAGUCACGAACGCUUCUUGAGCUUUAGCAGUUUGGAAAGCUUGUCUUCAGAAUUGGAACAGACAAAGGAGUUUUCUAAGCGGACAGAAGGCAUUGCAGUUCAGGCCGAGAACCUUGUGAAGGAAGCCUCAGAAAUACCGCUUGGACCCAAGAAUGAGCAGUUACUUCAAAAGCAGGCCAAGUCAAUCAAAGACCAAGUCAAAAAAUUAGAAGACACACUUGAAGAAGAUAUUAAAACCAUGGAAAUGGUGAAAAGCAAGUGGGAUCAUUUUGGCAGUAAUUUUGAGACCCUGUCCAUCUGGAUAACUGAGAAAGAGAAAGAACUCAGUGCCUUGGAAAGUCUCUCAUCGGCCUUGGAUGUGCAAAUCGGCCAGAUUAAGGUCACAAUUCAGGAAAUAGAAAGUAAGAUCAGCAACAUUACAGGAUUAGAAGAAGAAGCGCAGUCUUUUGCUCAGUUUGUUACCACCGGAGAAUCUGCCCGAAUCAAAGCCAAGUUGACACAAGUAAGAAGAUACUGGGAAGAACUCCGAGAACACGCACGGUGCCUGGAGGCAACAAUCCUGGGACGUUUGUCUCAAGAGCAAAAGUUCGAAGAGAACCUUAGAAAGAUGCAGCAGUCUGUGUCUGAAUUUGCGGAUAAACUUGCUGACCCUGAUCUAGUUAAACCAUGUUCUUCCGCUGCAGAAACGUACAAAGUUCUCCAGGAGCAUAUGGAUCUAUGUCAGGCUCUGGAGUCACUGAACAGCACAGUUGCUGCUUUCUCAGCCAGUGCCCGCAAGGUCACGACCAGAGAGUCCGCUGUCCAGGAGGCUUUGGCUCUACGGCAGCAAUAUGAGGGGGUGCUGAGCAGGGCUAAGGAGAGACAGACUAUGCUGGAGAGCCGCCUGGCCCACUGGCAGAGGCUAGAGAAAGAGCUGUCGACCUUUCUGACUUGGUUAGAGCGGUGCGAAGCCAUGGCAAGUUCCCCAGAAGUGGGCGUUUCUGCAGACAGAGUCAAAGUGGAGGGUGAACUUCAGCUAAUACAGGCCCUGCAAAGUGAAGUUGUGUCCCAGGCCUCACUCUACAGCAACCUUUUGCAAAUGAAGGAAUCGCUGUUCUCAGUGGCCUCUGGGGAGGAUGUGAAGAUGAUGAAGCUGCGUCUGGAGCAGCUGGAUGAGAGAUGGAGAGUUUUGCCACAGAUCAUUAGCAAGAGGAUUAAUUUUCUUCAGUCUGUGGUUGCGGAGCACCAGCAAUUUGAUGAGCUGCUGCUUUCCUUUUCUGUCUGGAUUAAGCUGUUUCUCAGUGAAUUACAAACGACCUCUGAGAUAAGUGUAAUAGACCAUCAAGCAGCUCUUAUUCGGCAUAAGGACCAUGCAGCAGAAAUAGAGAGCAAAAAGGGAGAAAUGAAGAGUCUGCAGGGGCACCUGGCAAAGCUGGCUUCUCUCGGCCGUGCCGAGGACUUCCACCUCCUCCAGGGCAAGGCAGAGGACUGCUUCCAGCUGUUUGAGGAGGCCAGCCAGGUUGUGGAGAGGCGACAGCUUGCCCUGUGCCAGUUAGCAGAAUUCCUACAGAGUCAUGCCUCUCUGUCAGGGGUUCUCCACCAGGUGAGGCAAACGGUGGAAGCCACUGACGGUAUGAAUAAGAAACAGUCUGACUUAUUAGAAAAGGACUUAAAUGAUGCCAUUCAAGAUGCUAAGACAUUAGAGUCUACUGCCAUUGGUCUUGACGGCAUUCUUACCAAAGCCCAAUACCAUCUGAGAAGUGGAAGCUCUGAGCAAAGGACUUCCUGCAGAUCCAUGGCUGAUCAGCUCAGUUUGGAGUUAGAGAGGAUCCAGAACCUCCUGGGAACCAAGCAGAGUGAGGCAGAUGCCCUGGCAGCAUUGAAAAAGGCAUUCUUGGACCAGAAAGAGGAGCUACUGAAAAGCAUUGAGGACAUCGAAGAAAGGACAGACAAAGAGCAAUUAAAAGAACCGACCCGGCAAGCUCUUCAACAGAGGUUGAGAGUCUUUAAUCAGUUGGAGGAUGAACUGAAUUCUCAUGAGCAUGAACUAUGUUGGUUGAAAGACAAAGCAAAACAGAUUGCCCAGAAAGAUAUAGCUUUUGCACCUGAAAUCGACAGAGAGAUAAACCGUUUAGAAGUCACCUGGGAUGAUACCAAAAAAUUGAUUCAUGAAAACCAGGGUCAAUGCUGUGGACUCAUUGACUUAAUGAGGGACUACCAGAACUUGAAGUCAGCUGUAUUGAAAGUUCUAGAAAAUGCCAGCAGUGUGAUUGGAAUCAGAACUACUAUAAAAGAUCAAGAGGACCUAAAAUGGGCAUUAUCCAAGCAUGAAGCUGCCAAGAAUGACAUGAAUAAGAAGCAGAAAGAGUUGGAUAACUUUACCAGUAAAGGAAAACACUUGUUGUCUGAGCUGAAAAAAAUUCACAGCAGUGAUUUCACCUUGGUGAAAACAGACAUGGAGAGCACGGUGGACAAAUGGCUGGAUGUAUCAGAGAGAAUUGAAGAAAACAUGGAUAGGCUGAGGGUAAGCCUGUCCAUUUGGGAUGAUGUCCUUGCAGGUAAAGAUGAAAUCGAGGGGUGGGCAAACAACUCUGUCCCACAACUGGCUGAAAGCAUCAGCAACCUGAAUAACAGCCUUAAAAUGGAAGAAUUUCUUAAAGAAUUUGAGUCUGAAGUUAAAAACAAAGCACUGAGAUUGGAAGAACUUCAUUCCAAAGUUAAUGACCUCAAAGAGUUAACUAAAAAUCCAGAAACACCACCGGACCUUCAGUUUAUAGAAACAGACUUAAGGCAGAAAUUGGAGCACGCCAAAGAAAUAACUGAAGUGGCUAAAGGAACCCUGAAAGAUUUCACUGCUCAGACCUCCCAAGUAGAGAGAUUCAUUAAUGACAUAACAGCCUGGCUGACGAAGCUGGAAGAAUCCUUGCUGAACUGUGCUCAGACUGAGACUUGUGAGGGUUUGAAAAAAGUAAAGGAUAUACAAAAAGAACUUCAAAGUCAGCAAAGCAACAUCAGCUCAACCCAAGAAAAUCUCAAUAGCUUAUGCCGCAAGUACCACUCAGUGGAGUUGGAGAGCUUAGGCAGUGCAAUGACUGGGCUGAUAAAGAAACAUGAAGCUGUAAGCCAGUUGUGUUCCAAAACACAGACCAGUCUUCAGGAUUCUCUGGAAAAACACUUCAAUGAGUCCAUGCAGGAAUUCCAAGAGUGGUUUUCUGGAGUAAAGGCAGCAGCCAAAGAAUCAUCAGAUAGAAGUGGUGACAGCAGAGUUCUGGAGGCCAAGCUCCAUGACCUUCAGAACAUUCUGGACUCUGUCAGCGACGGACAGAGCAAGCUUGAUGCUCUGACUCAAGAAGGACAAACUUUGUAUGCAUAUUUGUCUAAACAAAUUGUCAGUACCAUUCAGGAAUGCAUUACAAAGGCUAAUGAAGAGUUUCAGACAUUUCUGAAGCAAUGCCUCAAAGACAAACAGGCUCUUCAAGACUGUGCUUUAGAACUUGGGAGCUUUGAGGAUCAGCACCGAAAGCUGAGCUUAUGGAUCCAUGAAAUGGAAGAGAGGUUAAGUACAGAAAACUUGGGUGAGAGUAAACAGCACAUUCCUGAGAAGAAAAAUGAAGUCCAUAAAGUUGAAAUGUUCUUGGGAGAGCUACUGGCUGCAAGAGAGUCUCUCGAUAAGCUGUCCCAGAGAGGGCAGCUUCUCAGUGAAGAAGGCCAUGGUGCUGGGAAGGAAGGUCGUCUGUGCUCCCAGCUCCUCACUAGCUACCAGAAUUUGCUCAGAAUGACCAAGGAGCAUCUCCGGAGCUGCCAGGUGGCCCUUCAGGAGCAUGAAGCCCUGGAAGAAGCACUUCAGAGCAUGUGGUCCUGGGGGAAGGACAUCCAAGACAGACUGGCCUGUGCAGAGAGUACUGUUGGAAGCAAGGAUACGUUGGAAAAGCAGUUGUUACAAAUACAAGAAAUUCUCCUGUUGAAGGGGGAAGGCGAAGUUAAGUUGAACAUGGCCAUUGGCAAAGGGGAGCAGGCCUUGAGAAGCAGCAACAAAGAGGGUCAGAAGGUGAUUCAAACUCAGCUGCAGGCGCUUAAAGACAUGUGGGCUAGCAUCGUGAGCUCCUCCAUCCGUGCUCAGAGCACUUUAGAGUCUGUGAUUAGCCAAUGGAAUGAGUAUCUAGAGAGGAAAAACCAGUUGGAGCAGUGGAUGGAAUCAGUGGAUCAAAAAGUCGAGCAUCCAUUACAGCUGCAACCAGGUCUGAAAGAGAAGUUUGCCCUGCUGGACCACUUCCAGUCCAUCGUGUCCGAGGCAGAAGACCAUGCCGGAGCCCUUCACCACCUAAUUGCAAAUGCCAGGGAGCUCUACGAGAAGACCAAGGAUGCGUCUUUCAAGGAAACAGCUCAAGAGGAACUGAAAACACAGUUUAAUGAUAUAAUAACUGUUGCUAAGGAAAAAAUGAGAAAAGUCGAAGAGACUGUGAAAGACCAUCUGAUGUACUUGGAUGCUGUCCAUGAAUGUACCGAUUGGCUCCAUUCAGCUAAGGAAGAACUUCACCGGUGGUCAGAUAUGUCUGAAGAUUCAUCAGCCACCCAGAAGAAGUUGUCCAAGAUUAAGGAGUUGAUAGAUUCCAGAGAGAUUGGUGCAAGCCGCCUGAGCAGAGUGGAGUCGCUGGCUCCAGUCGUGAAACAGGACACAAGUGCCAGGGGGUGUGAGCUCAUGGACGCGGAGAUGCAGGCCCUGCGAGCGGACUGGAAGCAGUGGGAAGACAGUGUAUCCCAGACAAGGAGCAGCUUGGAGACCCUGGCCAGCCAGAUGGCCCUCUCGGAGCAGGAGUUCUCAGCCCAAGUGGCUCAGCUCGAGGAGGCCCUGGGACAGUUCGGUGCCCUCCUGAAAACCUGGUCUCAGCAGUUAACCCUCCUGGAAGGCAAGAACACGGAUAAGGAGCUGGUAGCAUGCUGGCACGAAGGAAAAGAGAUCCUGGAUGCUCUAGAAAAAGCAGAGCCAAAGACUGAAGACCUCAAGUCUCAGCUGAAUGAACUUUGUCGAUUUUCCAGAGACCUAAGUACAUACAGUGAAAAAGUUUCUGCCUUGAUUAAAGAAUAUAACUGUCUUUGUUUGCAAGCAUCCAAGGGCUGCCAGAAUAAAGAACAGAUUUUACAGCAAAGAUUUCGAAAAGCCUUCAGGGACUUCCAGCAGUGGCUGGUGAAUGCGAAAAUCACGACAGCCAAAUGUUUUGAUAUACCUCAAAAUAUUAAUGAAGUUUCAACAAGCCUUCAAAAAAUACAGGAGUUUUUGUCAGAAAGUGAGAAUGGGCAGCACAAACUAAACAUGGUGUUAUCUAAAGGAGAACUCUUGAGUACUCUGUUGACCAAAGAGAAAGCUAAAGGUAUCCAGGCCAAACUUGAGACGGCAAAAGAAGACUGGAAGAAUUUUCAUUCAAAUCUCCACCAAAAGGAAUCUGUCCUAGAGAACCUCAAGAUCCAAAUGAAGGACUUUGAAGUCAGUGCUGAGCCUGUGCAGGACUGGCUGAGUAAAACAGAGAAGAUGGUGCUGGAAAGCAGCAGUCGGCUCUAUGAUCUGCCAGCAAAGAGGAGAGAACAGCAGAAGCUCCAGUCUGUCCUUGAGGAAAUAAACUGCUACGAGUCUCAGCUCCACAGGCUAAAAGAGAAAGCUCAGCAGCUGUGGGAAGGACAAGCUGCCAGCAAGAGCUUUCUGCACAGAGUGUCGCAGCUGUCUUCUCAGUAUCUAGCUCUAAGCAAUGUAACAAAGGAGAAAGUAUCCAGAUUGGAUAGAAUUGUUGCCGAACACAAUCAGUUCUCUCUCGGAAUUAAAGAGCUCCAAGACUGGGUGACAGACGCGAUUCACAUGCUGGAUUCUUACUGCCACCCCACCUCUGACAAAAGUGUGCUGGACAAAAGGAUGCUGAAGCUUGAGGCCCUAUUAUCAGUGAAACAGGAAAAAGAGAUCCAGAUGAAGAUGAUAGUGACCAGAGGUGAGUCUGUCCUUCAGAACACCUCUCCAGAAGGCAUCCCGGCCAUUCAGCAGCAGCUGCAGACCGUGAAGGAGAUGUGGGCUUCCCUUUUGUCUUCCGGGAUUCGCUGUAAAAGUCAACUCGAAGGAGCCCUUUCUAAAUGGACAAGUUAUCAGGAGGAUGUCCGACAGUUUUCCAGUUGGAUGGACGGUACUGAAGCCAGCAUAAAUGAGUCUGAGCGGCAGUGUGCAGAGCUGCGGGAGAAAACAGCUGCUCUCGGAAAAGCCAAGUUGUUAAAUGAAGAAGUGCUGAGUCACAGCAGCUUGCUGGAGACCAUUGAAGUCAAAAGGGCCGGCAUGACGGAACACUAUGCCACCCAGUUAGAGCUCCAGGAUCUGCAGGAACGAUACCAAGCAAUCAAAGAGAGGGCCAAGGAAGCAGUAACCAAGUCUGAAAAACUAGUUCGCCUGCACCAGGAGUAUCAGCGAGAACUAAAGGCAUUUGAAAUUUGGCUGGGACAAGAACAAGAAAAACUUGGCCGAUACUCAGUUCUUGAAGGCGAUGCCCAGUCUCAUGAGACAAUAUUACACGAUCUUCAGGAGCUACAGGUACACUGCGCAGAGGGCCAGGCCUUGUUGAAUGCAGUGCUGCACACCAGGGAGGAAGUGAUCCCGUCCGGCAUCCCGCAGACCGAGGACCGGGCCCUGGAGUCCCUGCGGCAGGACUGGCAGGCUUACCAGCAGAGGCUCUCCGAGACCCGGACUCAGUUCAAUAACGUGGUGAACAAACUGAGGCUCAUGGAACAGAAGUUUCAGCAAGUCGAUGAAUGGCUGAAAGCAAUGGAGGAGAAAGUGAGCCUGAGGACUGGGUGUCAGUCUAGCCGAGCAACCAAGGAGAUACAGUUACAUCAGAUGAAGAAGUGGCAUGAAGAAGUUGCAGCACACAGAGAUGAAGUGGAGGAGGUGGGGGCUCGAGCACAGGAGAUCCUGGACGAGAGCCACGUGAGCAGCAGUCUGGGCUGCCAGGCCACCCAGCUGACUUCCAGAUACCAGGCCCUUCUGCUCCAGGUGCUGGAACAAAUAAAAUUCCUGGAGGAAGAGAUCCAGAGUUUGGAGGAAUCCGAAUUAUCUCUUAGUUCCUAUGCUGAUUGGUACAACUCUACUCAUAAAAACUUUAAGAAUGUGGCUACCAAAAUUGAUAAAGUAGACAAAGCCAUGAUGGGGAAGAAAAUGAAGGCGCUGGAGGUUUUGCUAAAGGAUAUGGAGAAAGGGCACAGUUUGCUGAAAUCAGCCCGGGAGAAAGCAGAGAGGGCUCUUAAAUUCUUAGAGGAUGGUGAGGCGGCGUCAUUGAGGAAAGAGAUCCACGACCACGUGGAGCAGUUGAAGGAGCUGACCAGCAAUGUUCGGAAAGAGCACAUGGCCCUGGAAAAAGGCCUUCAUUUAGCAAAGGAAUUCUCAGAUAAAUAUAAAGCACAAACUCAGUGGAUAGCAGAAUACCAGCAAAUCCUACACAUUCCUGAAGAACCCAAGAUGGAAUUAUAUGAGAAAAAAGCUCAGUUGUCUAAAUACAAGUCACUUCAACAAAUGGUGCUGUCCCAUGAGCCAUCAAUAAAAUCGGUGAGAGAGAAAGGAGAAGCUCUUCUGGAACUGGUGCAGGAUGCUACUUUAAAAGACAAAAUAGAGAAACUUCAAGCUGAUUACCAGGACCUCUGCAGUGCAGGAAAGGAGCAUGUCUUCAGCCUGGAGGUGAAAGUCAAAGACCACGAAGAUUACAACAGUGAGCUCCAGGAAGUGGAAAAGUGGCUCUUACAGAUGUCAGGCCGACUGGUGGCACCUGACCUCAUGGAGACCAGCAGCCUGGAGACAAUCACCCAGCAGCUGGCCCAUCACAAGGCAAUGAUGGAAGAAAUUGCUGGCUUCGAAGACCGUUUGAACAACCUUAAAAUUAAAGGCGACAAUCUGAUCAGCCAGUGUGCAGACCACCUUCAAGCUAAACUUAAACAAAACGUGCUCGCUCAUCUGCAGGGGACAAAGGAUAGUUACUCAGCAAUCUGCAGUACAGCUCAGAGGGUGUACCAGAGUCUGGAACAUGAGCUUAAGAAGCACGUCAGCCGACAAGAUACGCUGCAACAGUGCCAGGCCUGGCUUUCUACAGUCCAACCUGAUUUAAAGCCAAGCCCUCAUCCACCUCUUAGCCGGGCAGAAGCUGUUAAGCAGGUCAAACACUUCAGAGCUUUGCAAGAGCAGGCACGCACCUACUUAGAUCUUCUUUGCUCCAUGUGUGACUUGUCCAACCCCUCGGUAAAGACCACAGCAAAGGACAUUCAACAAACAGAGCAAAUGAUUGAACAGAGGCUAGCCCAGGCCCAGACCCUAACUCAGGGCUGGGAGGAGAUCAAGCACAUGGAAGCUGAGUUUUGGAUUUAUCUUCAGGAUACCGAUCAGCAGCUGCAGAAUAUGAAGAGGAGGCAUUCAGAACUGGAGCUAAAUAUUGCACAGAACAUGGUUUCCCAAGUAAAGGAUUUUGUUAAGAAAGUACAGUCCAAACAGGCAUCAGUGGCUGCUAUCACAGAAAAGGUGAAUAAGUUAACAAAGAAGCAGGAGUCUCCUGAACACAAGGAAAUAAGUCAUUUAAAUGACCAGUGGUCAGAUCUGUGCCUUCAGUCUAACAAUCUGUGCUCACAAAGAGAAGAGGAUCUUCAGAGAACAAGAGAUUACCAUGACUCUAUGAAGGUCAUUGAAGUAUUCUUAGAGAAAUUUACUACAGACUGGGAUAACUUGGCCAGAUCCGACGCAGAGAGUACUGCUGUCCACCUGGAGGCUUUGAAGCAGUUAGCACUGGCGUUGCAGGAAAAAAAGUAUGCUAUUGAAGAGCUGAAAGACCAAAAGCAGAAAAUGAUGGAGCACCUAAAUCUAGAUGACAGAGAAUUAGUCAAAGAGCAGACGGGUCACUUUGAACAACGUUGGUUUCAGCUUGAGGACCUCGUUAAAAGGAAAAUCCAAGUGUCAGUCACCAAUCUGGAGGAGUUGAACGUGGUGCAGUCCAGAUUUAAGGAGCUGAUGGAGUGGGCAGAAGAGCAGCGGCCCAAUUUUGCUGAGGCCCUGAAGCAGAGCCCCCCUCCUGAUGUGGCGCGCAAGCUCCUUAUGGACCAUCUCGCCAUUUGCAGUGAGCUGGAGGCCAAGCGGGUGCUCCUGAAGUCCCUCAUGAAGGACGCUGACAGGGUGAUGGUAGAUCUCGGCCUUAAUGAGCGGCAGCAGAUCCAGAAGGCACUCUCGGAUGCACAGAGGCACGUGAGUUGUCUCAGUGACCUUGUGGGCCAGAGACGAAAGUACUUAAACAAGGCCUUGUCUGAGAAAACUCAGUUUCUCAUGGCGGUGUUCCAGGCGACCAGCCAGAUUCAACAACAUGAGCGGAAAAUUAUGUUCCGUGAACACAUCUGCCUCUUACCAGAUGAUGUGAGCAAACAAGUUAAAACAUGUAAGAGUGCACAAGCCAGCCUCAAGACUUACCAAAAUGAAGUCACUGGGCUUUGGGCCCAGGGCCGUGACUUAAUGAAAGGAGCCACAGAACAGGAAAAGAAUGAAGUACUAGGGAAACUCCAGGACUUGCAGAGCGUCUAUGACACAGUUUUACAAAAGUGUAGCCAUCGACUACAAGAGCUGGAGAAAAAUUUAGUUUCUAGGAAGCAUUUCAAGGAAGAUUUCGAUAAAGCUUGUCACUGGCUAAAACAAGCAGAUAUUGUUACAUUUCCCGAAAUCAACCUCAUGAAUGAGAGUGCUGAGCUUCAUGCACAACUGGCCAAAUACCAACACAUUCUCGAACAAUCUCCAGAAUAUGAAAAUCUUCUACUUAAUCUGCAGAGAGCUGGGCAGGCCAUGUUACCGUCGCUGAACGAAGUCGAUCAUUCCUACCUCAGUGAAAAGCUAAAUUCUCUGCCCCAGCAAUUUAAUGUUAUUGUGGCCUUGGCGAAAGACAAGUUCUAUAAAGUCCAAGAAGCAAUUCUCGCUCGGAAUGAAUACGCUUCUUUGAUUGAGUUGACUGCCCAGUCUCUGAGUGACCUUGAAGACCAGUUCUUAAAGAUGAGCAAAGUUCCCACUGACCUGGUCAUUGAAGAAGCCGUGUCUCUUCAGGAUGGCUGCAGAGCUCUUCUGGGACAGGUGGUGAGCCUGGGGGAAGCGGUAGAUGAACUGAACCAGAAGAAAGAGAGUUUCCAGAGCACAGGCCAGCCUUGGCAGCCAAACGAGAUGCUAAACCUUGUCACCUUGUAUCACAGGCUGAAACGGCAAGCAGAACAACGGGUCAGCCUAUUAGAAGACACUACUACGGCUUACCAAGAGCAUGAGAAGAUGUGCCAACAGUUAGAGAAACAACUAGAGGCUGUGAAACAGGAGCAGUCCAAAGUGAAUGAGGAGACACUUCCUGCAGAGGAGAAGCUCAAAAUGUAUCAUUCCCUGGCAGGAAGUCUUCAGGAUUCAGGAAUUCUCCUAAAACGAGUCACCGUGCACCUUGAAGAUCUUUCUCCACAACUUGAUCCCCUGGCUUAUGAGAAUGCCAAACAUAAGCUCCAGUCCUGGCAAGACGAGCUGAGAGGGUUGACUUCUGCCAUUGGUGAGACAGUUACAGAGUGCGAGAGCCGAAUGAUCCAGAGUAUAGACUUCCAGACGGAGAUGAGCCGCUCCCUGGACUGGCUGAGAAGGGUGAAAGCAGAGCUAAGUAGGCCAGUGUGCCUGGACCUGAACCUACAGGACAUCCAGGAGGAGAUCAGAAAGAUCCAGAUCCAACAGGAAGAGGUACAGUCCAGCUUGAGGAUAAUGAAUGCCCUGAGUCACAAGGAGAAGGAGAAAUUCACGAAAGCAAAGGAGCUGAUUUCUGGUGAUUUGGAACACACGCUCGCUGAACUCUCAGAGCUCGAUGGGGAAGUUCAGGAAGCUUUACGCACCAGACAGGCUGCCUUGACCGAAAUAUAUAGCCAGUGUCAACAAUAUUAUCAAGUAUUUCAAGCAGCUAAUGUCUGGCUUCAAGAUGCCCAGGAAAUAUUACAGCUGGCAGGCAAUGGCCUGGAUGUGGAGAGCUCAGAGGGAAAUCUGAAGAGCCACGUGGAGUUUUUCAGUACAGAGGACCAGUUCCGCAGCAACCUGGAGGCACUUCAGGGCCUGGUAUCCAACCUCAACCCACUCAUCAAGCCCACCGGGAAGGAGGAGCUCGCACAGAAAAUGGCUUCCUUAGAGGAGAGGAGUCGGGGGAUAAUACAGGACUCUCACGUGCAACUGGAUCUUUUACAAAGAUGUGCAGCUGAAUGGCAGGAUUAUCAGAAAGCACGGGAAGAGGUUAUUGAAUUAAUGAAUGAUGCAGAAAAGAAAUUGUCUGAGUUUUCUUUAUUGAAGACUUCUUCCAGUCAUGAAGCAGAAGAAAAACUAUCAGAACACAAGAGUUUGGUGUCCAUAGUUAACUCUUUCCACGAGAAGAUUGUGGCCCUGGAGGAAAAAGCUUCACAGUUGGAAAAAACUGGAAACGAUGCAAGCAAAGCCACCAUUAGCAGGUCGACAACUACUGUCUGGCAGCGCUGGACGCGGCUCCAUGCGGUCGCCCAGGACCAGCAGAAGAUUUUGGAAGAUGCAGUAGAUGAAUGGAAGAACUUUAACAAUAAGGUUAAAAAGGCCACUGAAAUGAUUGAUCAUCUGCAAGACAAGGUACCGGAAAGCUCAGCAGAGAAGGCCUCCAAAGCAGAACUCGUAAUCCUCCUUGAAAACCACGACACCCUGGUUGUGGAGCUGGAGCAGCAGCAGGAGGCCCUCGGCGUGCUGCGGCAACAAGCCCUGAGCGUGCUCCAGGACGGGGCUGGCCCAGCCGCUCCUGGAGAAGAGCCACCCGUCAUGCAGGAAAUCACAGCAAUGCAAGACCGCUGCCUAAACAUGCAGGAGAAAGUGAAGAGUAAUGGAAAACUGGUAAAACAGGAGCUGAAAGAACGAGAAGUGGUGGAGACUCAGAUCAGCUCUGUGAAAUCAUGGGUUCAGGAAACGAAGGAAUAUUUGGGAAAUCCAACAAUAGAGAUAGAUGCUCAACUUGAAGAACUUCAGAUUCUUUUAACAGAAGUCACAAAUCACCGGCAGAACAUUGAGACAAUGGCUGAAGAACAGAAGAAGAAGUACCUGGGCUUUUGUACGAUAUUACCUUCUGAGCUCUCCCUUCGGUUAGCUGAAGUAGCGUUAGACCUGGGAACUAUUCAUGAUCAGAUCCAGGACAAAGUAAAAGCAGUUGAGCAGAGCAAGGCCAUGAGCCAGGAGCUCAGCCGGGAAAUGCAGAAGACAGCCAAAGAUCUCACAACUAUUCUAACGAAGCUGAAAGCCAAGACAGAUAAUAUAGUUCAAGCUAAAACUGAACAAAAGGUGCUGGGAGAAGAGUUAGAUGGCUACAAUGUAAAGUUAAUGGAACUAGAUGCAGCAGUUCAAAAAUUCUCUGAAGAAAAUGGCCAACUGGGUAAGCCACUGGUCAAGAAGAUAGGAAAACUGGCUGAACUCCACCAGCAGACCAUUAGGCAGGCUGAAAACCGGCUCUCCAAGCUCAGCCAGGCAGCAUCCCAUUUGGAAGAAUACAAUGAAAUGCUUGAACUCAUUUUGAAGUGGACUGAGAAAGCUAAAGUCUUGGUACAUGGAAAUAUUGCGUGGAAUUCUGCAAGCCAGCUUCGGGAACAAUACAUUUCACAUCAGACUCUGCUAGAAGAAUCUGAAGAAAUUCACAGCGACCUGGAAGCAAUGUCUGAGAAACUACAGCACCUUACUAGUGUGUACUAUACAGAGAAAAUGGCUCAGCAAGUGGCAGAAUUGGGACGGGAGACUGAGGAGUUACAACAGAUGAUCAAAAUUCGUUUGCAGAAUCUCCAAGAUGCUGCCAAGGAUAUGAAGAAAUUUGAAGCAGAGCUAAAAAACUUGCAAGCUGCUUUGGAGCAAGCCCAGACGACUUUAACUUCCCCAGAAAUCAGCCGUCUCAGCCUCAAGGAGCAACUAUCUCAUCGACAGCAUUUGUUGUCAGAGAUGGAGUCGCUAAAGCCAAAGGUCCAAGCUGUGCAGAUGUGCCAAAGCGCGCUCCGGGUCCCCGAGGAUGUGGUGACCAGCCUGGCGCUCUGCCACGCGGCUCUGCUCCUGCAGGACGAGGCCAGCCGGUUGCAGCAUGCAGCCAUCCAGCAAUGCAACAUCAUGCAGGAGGCUGUAGUGCAGUAUGAACAGUACGAGCAAGAAAUGAAGCACCUCCAACAGCUAAUUGAAGGAGCUCACAGAGAGAUUGAGGACAAGCCGGUGGCCACCAGUAACAUCCAGGAGCUGCAAGCCCAGAUUUCUCGGCACGAGGAGCUGGCUCAGAAAAUCAAGGACUACCAAGAGCAGAUCGCCUCUCUGAAUUCCAAGUGCAAGAUGCUGACCAUGAAAGCCAAGCACGCCACUAUGCUGCUGACGGUGACCGAGGUAGAAGGGCUGGCGGAAGGGACCGAGGACCUAGACGGGGAGCUCCUCCCCGCGCCUUCGGCCCACCCCUCUGUGGUCAUGAUGACUGCAGGUCGCUGUCAUACUUUGCUGUCACCUGUCACUGAGGAGUCUGGGGAGGAGGGAACCAACAGUGAGAUUUCCUCUCCACCUGCCUGUCGCUCCCCUUCACCUGUGGCUAAUGCAGAUGCUUCUGUCAACCAGGACAUUGCUUAUUACCAAGCCUUAUCUGCUGAGAGGUUGCAGACCGAGGCAGCGAGGAUUCACCCCAGCGCACAGUCAGCCCGGGAGCUCUGUGAGCCAGGACUGGAGCCCCACACUACGGCUAACCUGGAUGAUUUGCAGCGGUCUUGGGAAACCUUAAAGAAUGUGAUCAGUGAAAAGCAGCGUACACUCUAUGAAGCUUUGGAACGCCAACAAAAAUACCAGGAUUCCCUUCAGUCCAUCUCCACAAAAAUGGAGGCCAUUGAGAUGAAGCUAAAUGAGUGUCUAGAACCUGGCAAGAGUCCCGAAAGCCAGAUGGCUGAACAUCAGUUUUUCCUACAGGCAUUGAUGGAUGAGAUUCUCAUGCUUCAAGAUGAAAUCAACGUGCUCCAGUCAUCUCUCGCAGAGGAGCUGGUGUCCGAGUCACCCGAGUCCGACCCCGCGGAGCAGCUGGCCCUGCAGUCCACGCUCACUGUCUUGGCCGAGCGAAUGUCUACCAUCAAGAUGAAAGCUUCAGGGAAACGACAGCUUCUGGAGGAAAAGCUAAAUGACCAACUGGAGGAACAGAGGCAGGAACAAGCCCUGCAGAGGUACCGCUGCGAAGCCGACGAGCUGAACCACUGGCUCCUGAACACUAAGGCCACACUGGACAUUGCGCUGGGCACGCCCAAGGAGCCCAUGGACAUGGAAGCUCAGCUGGUAGACUGCCAGAACAUGCUGGUGGAAAUAGAGCAGAAGGUGGUGGCCUUAUCAGAACUGUCGGUCCACAAUGAAAACCUACUCCUGGAGGGCAAGGCACACACAAAGGACGAGGCUGAGCAGCUGGCAGUUAAGCUGAGAACAUUGAAGGGGAGCCUGCUGGAGCUACAGAGAGCCCUGUAUGACAAGCGGCUCAACAUCCAGCAGGGGACAACCCAAGAGAAGGAGGAGAGUGAUGCCGACCUGACCGCCACCCAGAGCCCCGGGGUCCAGGAGUGGCUGACCCACGCACGCACCACGCGGACUCACCAGCGGCAGAGCAGUCUCCAGCAACGAAAAAAGUUAGAACAGGAACUAGCGGAACAGAAGAGCCUCCUCCGGUCUGUCGCCAGUCGUGGAGAAGAAAUUCUCAGCCAACACUCAGCUGCAGAGGCCUCUGGCGCUGGUGAAAAACCUGAUGUGUUAUGCCAGGAGUUGGGGAUGGAGGGGGAGAAGUCAUCCACUGAAGACCAGAUGAGAAUGAAAUGGGAAAGCCUUCAUCAAGAAUUUAGUACCAAGCAGAAACUACUACAGAAUGUCCUGGAACAGGAGCAAGAGCAAGUGCUUUACAGCAGGCCAAACCGGCUCCUGUCUGGCGCACCACUAUACAAAGGGGAUGGGCAGGCCCAAGACAAGUCUGCCGUCACAUCUUUGCUGGAUGGACUGAACCAGGCCUUCGAGGAGGUUUCAUCCCAGGGUGGAGGGACAAAAAGGCAGAGCAUUCACUUGGAACAGAAGUUAUAUGAUGGGGUCUCAGCUACUUCCACUUGGUUGGAUGACGUAGAAGAGCGUUUAUUUGUUGCCACAGCUCUGUUACCAGAAGAAACAGAAACUUGCCUCUUCAAUCAAGAGACUCUUGCCAAAGAUAUUAAGGAAAUGUCUGAAGAAAUGGAUAGGAACAAGAACUUGUUUUCCCAAGCAUUUCCAGAGAAUGGUGAUAACCGGGACGUUAUUGAAGACACAUUAGGCUGCCUUUUGGGCAGAUUAUCGUUGCUGGACUCAGUAGUAAAUCAGCGAUGUCAUCAAAUGAAAGAAAGACUUCAGCAAAUACUAAAUUUCCAGAAUGAUCUGAAGGUGCUGUUUACAUCACUGGCUGACAACAAAUACAUCGUUCUACAGAAACUGGCAAAUGUGUUUGAACAGCCUGUAGCAGAACAAAUAGAGGCAAUACAACAGGCCGAAGAUGGGCUAAAGGAAUUGGAUGCAGGAAUCACUGAAUUAAAAAGGCGUGGUGACAAGUUGCAGAUUGAGCAGCCUUCCCUGCAAGAGCUCUCCAGACUCCAGGAUAUGUACGAUGAACUGAUGGUGACCAUUGGCUCCCGAAGGAGUGGGCUGAACCAGAAUCUUGCACUUAAGAGUCAAUAUGAAAGGGCCCUGCAAGACCUGGCUGACCUUCUAGAAACCGGACAAGAGAAGAUGGCAGGAGACCAGAAAAUCAUUGUGUCUUCCAAGGAGGAAGUCCACCAACUGCUUGACAAACAUAAGGAAUACUUUCAGGGCCUGGAAUCUCAUAUGAUCUUGACCGAAACCCUCUUCAGGAAGAUAAUCAGCUUUGCAGUGCUAAAGGAAACUCAAUUCCACGAAGAACUGAUGACUCAGGCUUCUGCUGUCCUGAAGCGGGCUCACAAGAGGGGCGUGGAACUGGAGUACAUUCUAGAGACAUGGUCCCGGCUGGAUGAGGACCACCAGGAGCUCAGCAGACAGCUGGAAGUGGUGGAGAGCAGCAUCCCUAGCGUGGGUUUGGUGGAGGAGAGUGAGGACAGGCUCAUUGACCGGAUAACACUCUACCAGCAUUUAAAAUCCAGCCUUAAUGAAUACCAGCCCAAAUUAUAUCAGGUAUUAGACGAUGGGAAGCGACUUCUGAUAUCCGUUAGCUGCUCAGAUCUGGAGAGCCAGCUCAAUCACCUUGGAGAGCACUGGCUGACCAACACCAGCAAAGUGGCUAAGGAACUUCACAGACUGGAAACAAUACUGAAACACUGGACCAGAUAUCAGAGUGAAUCGGCAGCUCUAAUCCAGUGGUUACAAUCUGCAAAAGACAAGCUAGAAUUUUGGUCCCAGCAAUCUGUGACAGUCCCACAAGAACUGGAAAUGGUCCGUGACCAUCUGAAUGCUUUCCUGGAAUUUUCUAAAGAAGUGGAUGCCCAAUCUUCCCUGAAAUCCUCUGUUCUGAGCACCGGAAACCAGCUCCUCCGAUUUAAAAAGGUAGACACAGCCACCCUGCGGGCGGAGCUGUCCCACAUUGACAGCCAGUGGACUGAACUGCUGACCAAUAUUCCUGUCGUACAGGAAAAGCUCCACCAGCUCCAGAUGGACAAGCUGCCUUCCCGCCAUGCCAUUACUGAAGUCAUGAGUUGGAUUUCUCUGAUGGAAAGUGUCAUUCAAAAGGAUGAAGAGAAUAUCAAAAAUGCCAUAGGUUACAAAGAAGUUCAUGAAUACCUUCAGAAAUACAAAGGUUUUAAGAUAGACAUUAACUGCAAACAGUUGACAGUCGAUUUUGUGAACCAGUCUGUGCUACAGAUCAGCAGUCAGGAUGUGGAAAGUAAACGCAGCGAUAAGACUGACUUUGCUGAGCAACUUGGUGCAAUGAAUAAAAGUUGGCAAAUCCUGCAGGGUCUAGUAACGGAAAAGAUCCAGCUGUUGGAAGGCUUAUUGGAAUCGUGGUCAGAAUACGAAAAUAACGUACAAGGUCUGAGAAUGUGGUUUGAAACCCAGGAGAAGAGACUGAAACAACAACAUGAAAUUGGAGAUCAGGCAGCAGUUGAGAAUGCAAUGAAAGACUGUCAGGAUCUAGAAGAUUUGAUUAAAGCAAAGGAAAAAGAAGUAGAGACAAUCGAACAGAAUGGAUUUGCUUUGAUUCAGAACAAGAAAGAAGAAGUCUCUGGUGUUGUCAAGUGCACGCUGCAGAAACUCACCGAAACCUGGGCAAAUCUAGACCACAUGGCAGGGCAGUUGAAGAUACUGCUGAAGUCAGUGCUGGACCAAUGGAGCAAUUACAAAGUGGCCUUUGAUGAGAUCAACAGUUCCCUUAUGGAGGCUAGAUACUCCCUUGCCCGUUUCCGUCUGCUGACAGGCUCUUUAGAAGCCGUGCAAGUUCAAGUAGACAACCUUCAGAGUCUUCAAGAUGAUCUAGAAAAACAGGAACAGAGCUUACAGAAAUUUGGCUCCAUCACCAACCUACUAUUAAAGGAGUGUCACCCACCUGUGACAGAGACUCUUACCAAUACGCUGAAAGAAGUCAAUAUGAGAUGGAAUAACUUGCUGGAAGAGAUCGCUGAGCAGCUGCACGCCAGCAAGGCACUACUUCAGCUUUGGCAAAGAUACAAGGACUACACCAAACAGUGUGCAUCUACAGUUCAGCAGCAGGAGGAUCAAACCAAUGAGCUAUUGAAGGCUGCCACCAACAAGGACAUCGCUGACGAUGAAGUCGCUGCGUGGAUUCAAGACUGCAACGACCUCCUGAAAGGACUAGGGACUGUUAAGGAUUCCCUUUUUGUUCUCCAUGAGCUGGGAGAGCAGCUGAAGCAACAAGUGGACCCUUCUGCUGCAUCAGCCAUUCAGUCCGAUCAAGUCUCUUUGAGUCAACACUUAUCUGCCCUCGAACAAGCUCUUUGCAAACAGCAGACUGUGUUACAGGCUGGAGUUCUUGACUAUGAAACCUUUGCCAAGAGUUUAGAAGGUUUGGAGGCCUGGGUAGUGGAGGCUGAAGAAAUCCUACAAGGGCAGGACCCUAGCCAUUCAUCUGAUCUCUCUACUAUCCAGGAAAGGAUGGAAGAACUUAAGGGACAGAUGUUGAGAUUCAGCAGCAUGUCUCCAGAUUUAGACCACCUGAAUGAGCUUGGGUAUCGGUUACCCCUGAGUGAUAAGGAAAUCAAAAGGAUGCAGAACCUGAAUCGCCACUGGUCUCUCAUCUCCUCUCAGACUACAGAAAGAUUCAGUAAACUGCAGUCAUUUUUGUUACAACAUCAGACUUUCUCAGAAAAAUGUGAGACGUGGAUGGAGUUCCUGGUUGAGACAGAGCAGAAGUUAGCCGUGGAGAUUUCAGGCAAAUAUGAGCAUCUUUUGGAACAGCGGAGAGCGCACGAGUUGUUUCAAGCGGAGAUGUUCAGUCGUCAGCAGAUUUUACACUCGAUCAUCGUUGAUGGUCAGCGUCUUCUAGAACAAGGUCAAGUUGAUGACAGGGAUGAGUUCAACCUGAAGUUGACGCUUCUCAGUAACCAGUGGCAGGGCGUGAUUCGCAGGGCCCAGCAGAGACGUGGCAUCAUCGAUAGUCAGAUCCGCCAGUGGCAGCGCUAUCGGGAGAUGGCAGAAAAGCUUCGCAAAUGGUUGGUUGAAGUGUCCUAUCUACCCACGAGUGGUCUGGGAAGUGUCCCUAUACCACUGCAACAAGCGAGGACCCUCUUCGAUGAAGUGCAGUUCAAAGAAAAAGUGUUCCUGCGGCAACAAGGAAGCUACAUUCUGACAGUGGAGGCUGGCAAGCAGCUCCUGCUCUCAGCCGACAGUGGGGCUGAGGCCGCCUUGCAAGCUGAACUCACGGAAGUCCAGGAGAGAUGGAAGUCAGCCAGCAUGUGCCUGGACGAGCAGAAGAAACAGCUGGCCUUCUUGUUGAAAGACUGGGAAAAAUGUGAAAAAGGAAUAGCUGAUUCUCUGGAGAAACUAAGAAGUUUCAAAAAGAAACUUUCCCAGCCUUUACCAGAUCACCACGAAGAACUACAUGCAGAACAGAUGCGUUGCAAGGAACUAGAGAAUGUGGUUGGCAGCUGGACAGAAGACCUGAAGCAGCUGACACUGUUGAAGGACACCCUAUCUGCCUACAUCAGCGCCGAGGACAUCUCCAUCCUUAACGAGCGCUUGGAGCUUCUGCAGCGGCAGUGGGAAGAACUCUGCCAUCAGCUCUCUUUAAGGCGUCAGCAAGUAAGUGAGAGAUUGAAUGAAUGGGCAGUCUUCAGUGAGAAGAACAAGGAGCUUUGUGAAUGGCUGACUCAAAUGGAAAGCAAAGUUUCUCAAAAUGGAGACAUUCUCAUUGAAGAAAUGAUAGAGAAGCUCAAGAAGGAUUACCAAGAGGAAAUUGCUGUUGCCCAAGAGAACAAAAUACAACUCCAGCAAAUGGGCGAACGACUUGCUAAAGCGAGCAAUGAAAGCAAAGCGUCUGAGAUUGAGUACAAGCUUGGGAAGGUCAACGACCGGUGGCAGCAUCUGCUGGAUCUCAUUGCAGCCAGGGUGAAGAAGCUGAAGGAGACCCUCGUGGCUGUGCAGCAGCUGGAUAAGAACAUGAGCAGUCUGAGGACUUGGCUUGCCCACAUUGAGGCAGAGCUGGCCAAGCCGAUUGUCUAUGAUUCCUGUGACUCAGAGGAGAUACAGAGAAAGCUUAGUGAGCAGCAGGAGCUUCAGAGAGACAUAGAGAAGCACAGCACGGGUGUCGCCUCGGUCCUCAACCUGUGUGAGGUCCUGCUGCACGACUGUGAUGCUUGUGCCACCGACACCGAGUGUGACUCCAUCCAGCAGGCAACGCGAAACCUGGACCGACGAUGGAGAAACAUCUGUGCCGUGUCCAUGGAAAGGAGGCUCAAAAUUGAAGAGACGUGGCGACUAUGGCAGAAGUUCCUGGAUGACUAUUCUCGUUUUGAAGAUUGGCUGAAGAUUUCAGAAAGGACAGCUGCCUUCCCCAGCUCUUCUGGGGUGCUCUAUACAGUUGCCAAGGAAGAACUAAAGAAAUUUGAGGCCUUCCAACGACAGGUCCAUGAGAGCCUGACCCAGCUGGAACUGAUCAACAAGCAGUACCGCCGCCUGGCCCGGGAGAAUCGCACAGACUCAGCUUGCAGCCUCAAACAGAUGGUUCACGACGGCAACCAGAGAUGGGACAACCUGCAAAAGCGCGUCACCUCCAUCUUGCGCAGACUCAAGCAUUUUAUUGGCCAGCGGGAGGAGUUUGAGACUGCUCGGGACAGCAUUCUGGUCUGGCUUACCGAGAUGGAUCUGCAACUCACUAAUAUUGAGCAUUUUUCCGAAUGUGAUGUUCAAGUUAAAAUAAAACAACUCAAGGCCUUCCAGCGGGAAAUUUCACUGAACCACAACAAGAUUGAGCAGAUAAUUGCCCAAGGAGAACAGCUGAUAGAAAAGAGUGAGCCCUUGGACGCAGCUGUCAUCGAAGAGGAGCUGGAUGAGCUCCGGCGCUACUGUCAGGAGGUCUUUGGUCGAGUGGAAAGAUACCAUAAGAAACUGAUUCGCCUGCCUCUACCAGACGAGGAGCAUGACCUUUCUGACCGAGAGCUGGAGCUCGAUGACUCGGCGGCUCUCUCUGACCUCCACUGGCACGACCCGUCCGCAGACAGUGUGCUUUCCCCCCAACCCUCCUCCAACCCCUCCCUCUCCCUGGCCCAGCCCCUCCGGAGUGAGCGGUCAGGACGAGACACCCCGGCCAGCGUGGACUCCAUCCCCCUGGAGUGGGAUCAUGACUAUGACCUUAGUCGUGACCUGGAGUCCGCAGUGUCCAGAACCCUGCAUUCAGAGGAUGAAGAGAGCCAAGAAGAUAAAGAUUUCUACCUCAGGGGAGCCGUUGGCCUAUCAGAUGUAGUGAUCCCCGAGACCCCUGAGGCCUUUGUAAAACUCACAGAAAAUGCCAUCAGAAAUACCUCUGGGGGUCACAGUGCCUUGGAGUCACGCAUCCGACAACUGGACAAAGCCCUGGAUGACAGUCACUUCCGGAUGCAGCAAACCGAAAAUAUCAUCCGCAGCAAAACUCCCACGGGACCGGAGCUGGACGCCAGCUACAAAGGCUACAUGAAACUGCUGGGUGAGUGCAGUGGCAGCAUAGACUCGGUGAAGAGGCUGGAGCACAAACUCAAGGAGGAAGAAGAGAAUUUCCCUGGGUUUGUUAACCUGGAUAGCACCGAAACUCAAACAGCCGGUGUGAUUGAUCGAUGGGAGCUCAUACAGGCACAGGCACUAAGCAAGGAGCUGAGAAUGAAACAGAACCUCCAGAAGUGGCAGCAGUUCAACUCUGACUUGAACAACACCUGGGCCUGGCUGGGCGAGACAGAGGAGGAACUGGAACGGCUACAGCGCCUGGAGCUCAGCACCGACAUUCAGACCAUCGAGCUCCAGAUAAAGAGGCUCAAGGAGCUGCGGAAAGCUGUGGACCACCGCAAGGCCAUCAUCCUCUCCAUCAACCUGUGCAGCUCCGAGUUCACGCAGGCUGACAGCAAGGAGAGCCGGGAUCUGCAGGACCGCCUGUCCCAGAUGAAUGGGCGCUGGGACCGUGUGUGCUCUUUGCUGGAGGAGUGGCAGGGCCUACUCCAGGAUGCGCUGAUGCAGUGCCAGGAUUUCCAUGAAAUGAGCCAUGGUUUGCUUCUGAUGCUGGAGAACAUCGACAGAAGGAAAAACGAAAUCAUCCCUAUUGAUUCUAACCUUGACACAGAGAUACUCCAGGAUCAUCACAAACAGCUUACGCAAAUAAGGCAUGACCUGUUGGAGUCCCAACUAAAAGUGGCUUCACUUCAAGACAUGUCUUGCCAACUGUUGGUGAAUGCUGAAGGGGCAGAUUGUUUGGAAGCCAAAGAAAAAGUCCACGUUAUUGGAAACCGGCUUAAACUUCUCUUGAAGGAGGUCAGCCGUCAUAUCAAAGACCUGGAGAAGUUAUUAGACAUGUCGAGCAGUCAGCAGGAUUUGUCAUCCUGGUCUUCUGCUGAUGAACUUGACACCUCAGGAUCCAUGAGUCCUACAUCAGGAAGGAGCACCCCAAACCGACAGAGAACGCCACGAGGCAAAUGUAGUCUCUCCCAGCCUGGACCCUCUGUCAACAGUCCACAGAGCAGGUCCACAAAAGGUGGCUCCGAUUCCUCCCUUUCUGAGCCUCAGCCAGCUCGGUCCGGCCGAGCCUUCCUGCUCCGGGUCCUCCGAGCAGCUCUCCCCCUCCAGCUUCUCCUGCUGCUCCUCAUCGGGCUCGCUUGCCUUGUCCCAAUGUCAGAGGAAGACUACAGUUGUGCCCUCUCCAACAACUUUGCCCGAUCCUUCCACCCCAUGCUCAGAUACACAAAUGGGCCUCCUCCACUCUGAGCCAAGCAGAUGCCAUCUGCGGAAGUGCUGGUAGCAAAAGGAGGGUAUAGCUGAAAGCAAUCCCAGGCUCUCAGGGAGAGCACCUUCAUCGUGGCGAACGCCCUCCGUGUGGCAGCUUUAGCCCUCCUCCGUGUCCCACGUGUGCAAUUCUCGGCUUCAGUGAUAAACAAUGACAGGAGGAGAGCAGACAGAUGACAGAAGCUUUGAAAGAAAUUUCGCUUAAAUCUCCAAGCCUUGGCACUGAAGAGAGUGACUAAGGACCUCCAACGUUCACCAGGCACGGGAAUUCUGAGUCUUUGGUCCAUUUCUCUGUAUAGCCAAGGAGUUCACCAGGCCAGCUGGGCAGCUUUCUCAGCGUGCUGCUCCAUCCACUCAAUAAACAGUCCUCUCUGGGCGCCAUGUCAGUAUCCUACAAUCUACCAACCAAGCAGUGCUAAAGAGAUUUUAGAAACUUGUAACAUACUGUUUUUAAGAGCUUCUUUGGCAGCUUCCUUUUUACCUUGUUUUCCCUUUGGGCAUGAUGUUCUAACCUUUUUCCUUUUGAAGCACAAGCUGUAAAUCUCCAAGGCACUAUUUUUAAAGGUAUUAAGAAAAACCAGAUGUAAUAAAUAAUAUCGUGGAAGGCUUUAUGUGAGAAAAAAUUUAACGUUAUAGUAAAAAAAAAAAAAGUAUUUAUGUA